AUGUCAACCACAAAUCAAAUACCAAAAAAUCAUGACAAGAUCAUCUUCAAAUGUGAUAAACACUCGACAAUUAUCUCCGAGAAACUCCAGAGUUUCUAUCAAGAAAAUGAGUUAUUCGACACUGUGAUCAUAGCAGGAAGCGAUCUUGUCAAUAUCCAUGCUCAUAGUGUUGUCUUAUGUGCAUUGAGUGAGUACUUCUUGCAAAUAUUCCGUAGGACUGAAAGAACUUCGAAAGACAACAUUGUUGAACUCAAAGAAAUCAAUGCUUCCACAUUGAAAGUUGUUAUUGAUUUCAUGUAUUCGGGUACGAUUGAAUUAAGUCUCCAGACUGUCGAGGCAGUCUUGCGAACUGCAUCAUUGCUAAAGUUGAAAACUUUAGUUGAUGGUUGUUGUGAAUUGAUUGAGACAAAAAUUGACUCCAGGAACUCUUUGUAUUGGUUCCGUUUGGCUAAAGAAUUGAGUUUAGACACACUGAAGGACAAGUCACUAGAAUGUACUUACAUUCACUUUGAGAAAAUAUCGCGGAAGAAAGAAUUUAUGAUGUUGAAUGAAAAUGAAUUAGAGGAUCUUUUAUUCAAUGACAAUCCCCAUGGAGACUUCGAAGAGGAAAUAUUCUUUUCCAUGGUGGCCUGGAUAAGUUAUGACAAACUCAAUCGCGAACAUUUAGUUUUCGAGCUAUUGUCAAAGGUUCGUUUUUGGGUUCUAACACCAAAGUUCAUCGUUGAAAACCGAAGGGCAGUUUGCAAAACUGUAGAAAGUUAUGAAUUGAUUUGUAGUUGGCUUCAAUGGCAUUUGUCGCCAGAAAGUCGUACAAACGAUCACUCAAAAUGUGCUUUCAAGCCACGUAAGAAGCCUAAACUUGCAGUUGUGAGCAGCUUUUGCUAUCGUUCAGUUAAACGGCAAAUAAAUAUAAAUACUUUUGACCCAAAAACAAAUUUAUGGUCGAUCAAAAUUAAGAGAAGACCUUCUUCUGAAAAGGAUAAUUUUUCAUCAAUUGUGGUUGACGGUAUGGUAAUUAUGGUAGGAGGGGAAGAUACUAGUGGAUGGAAAAACAGGGUAGAUUGUUGCUAUUUGGAUACUUUUCAGCACAGGGUCUUACCAUCAAUGAUAAACACACCCAAUCAACGUUGCCAGUUGGUCGAUUUAAAUGGAUAUUUGUGUGCUUUUGCUGCCGUUGAAAGCACAAAUUCAUAUUCAAUUGAAAUAUACAAUUUUUCAACAAAGAAAUGGAGUAAUUUACAACCGUUUUAUCCUAUAAGUAUGUUUAGCCAGACAGCUUCCCACAAUGGAGUGUUAUACAUUCUUGAUUUUUACAACGGCUUUUUACAAACUUAUGAUACAUCAACAAACAAAUGGAAUUCUAGAGCGAUUAAGAAAGAUUCGCUUAAACAUUUUGGCCUUGCUGCUGUGGAAGGAUUUUUGUACGUUUUCGGUGGUUGUAGUGAUAACUAUGACCACGAGGAAUCGGGUGAAGAUGAUGAAUACGAAGAUCAAGACGAUGAUGAAGGUGAUGACGAUGAAGUAGACGACAACUGGGAGUAUUUAGAAACUGUUCAACGCUACGAUCUAACAAAUGAUUCCUGGUGUGAAAUGACAUCACUACCUUAUAUACAAGGUACAUCCUUUAUUAAAACUAAAGUUCUUGAAGAUAAAAUAAUAGCAUCCGAUUCCUGCAAUAUUGCCGAGUACGAUAUUGACACAGACAAAUGGAAUAUUUUGAGUCCAUUAUUAGAUUCUGGUAAUUCCUUUGAUAUUUAUUUGUAUUACAGUUGA
Molecule: messenger RNA, 1773 nt
Organism: Episyrphus balteatus (marmalade hoverfly)
Lineage: Eukaryota; Metazoa; Arthropoda; Insecta; Diptera; Syrphidae
Product: kelch-like protein 28
Exons: 1
Coding region: 1-1773 (590 amino acids)
Molecular function (GO): protein binding
Source: RefSeq, a predicted model, not a curated record